Symbiodinium sp. CCMP2456 is the source of this 1065-nucleotide messenger RNA. NCBI's taxonomy places the organism in Eukaryota, Dinophyceae, Suessiales, Symbiodiniaceae. The record is from the annotation of a GenBank genome assembly.
AUGGCCCUGCACGAUUCAUCGCCGCGAGAGAUCGCAACAAAGGGCUUGGCGUUUCCGCAAGGGACGUUACCUCUUAUCGCAAUUCCCACCACCGCAGGCACGGGAAGUGAAGCGACUCAUUUUGCCGUGGUGUACGUCGACGGCGAAAAGUAUUCUGUCGCCGAUCCAUGCUUGCUUCCCGAAACGGCAAUUGUUGAUCCAAAGCUGACCUACAGCGUGCCAACACGCAUGACAGCCGCGACUGGGUUAGAUGCUUUUUGCCAGGCCAUCGAAUCGAUUUGGGCCGUAGGGGCAACCGAAGAGUCUGUCGGUUACGCCAAAGAAGCAGCUGCGUUGGCAUUUGCUCAUUUGCCCACCGCGACAAACAGCCCCACCGAAGAAGCACGCUAUGCAAUGUGCCGAGCGUCACAUCUCGCCGGCAAAGCGAUCAAUAUCAGCAAAACGACGUUACCUCACGCGAUUUCUUACGCGAUUACCGCUGACUAUGGAAUUCCACACGGAGCCGCUGUCGCGACGACGUUAAGCAGCGUGCUUGCAUACAACUUUGGCGUGACUUCCAGCGAUUGCGCCGAUACGCGAGGCGCACCACACGUUCACCAGCGGCUUUCCAUGAUCUUGGAAAUCCUCGGAGCCGCGACCAUCGCCGAGGCGUGCCAGCGAGUUGAAUCGUUUGUAAGUUCCCUGGGAUGCAAUCCGACGCUCGUAUCGGCAGGGAUUCAUCAGCACGAAAAGAUUCGCACGCUUGCAGAGCGGGUCAAUCCUGAACGCCUCUCGAACAAUCCUCGGAAAGCGAAUCACGAAGAUCUCUUCAGUUUGCUUAGCGGAAAGAACCGCGAGUGGCAGUUGGCCAAAGGUACCGCCUGGACAGAAGCAGACGUUACACAGCUUUACGACGAAUUCGUUCCGUUCCAGCUGGAUGCAAUUCGUCAGAACAGCCAACUGGUGCCUGGUCUCGCUUCAACAGUCGACGCUUUAAAAGCCCAAGACAUCAAAAUUGGUGCGACGACCGGAUACUUCCGCGCCGCAGCUGAUCUGGUAACCGAGGUCGGCCUGCCCCUUGGAUGA